AUGGCUCGUGGCACUAACACCAACACCAACACCAAUAAUGGUGCUCAAUCUUCCGGCUCUUCAUCUUCCAUUGAAGAUUCCGGUAGCCCUUAUUUUCUUAGCAACGGUGACCACCCUGGUCUGGUCUUAGUCACCCACUCCCUUACUGGUUCUAAUUUUAAUUCUUGGUCCCGUGUUAUGUCCAUUGCUCUUACAGCAAAAAAUAAAUCCACUUUCGUCGAUGGUUCUCUGACUCAUCCCUCUCCAGAUCAUCUUCUUUUCGGAGCCUGGAAUCGCUGCAACUCUAUGGUGAUUUCCUGGCUUCUGAAUUCAGUGUCCAAAGACAUUGCAGAUAGCUUGAUGUAUUUCAUCAACGCUUAUGAUGCUUGGUCGAAUCUACGAACCAGAUUUCAUCAGGCAAACGGACCCCGCAUAUUUCAACUCCGUUUCCAGAUUUCAUCCCUCCAACAAGGUGCUUUACCUGUCAACAGUUACUACACUCGCCUGAAGUCCCUUUGGGAUGAACUGCUUGACUAUUCUCCCUCAUAUGCCUGCACUUGUGGGGCUCUCCGAUCCAUCUCCAACGAUCGAAAUCAAGAACAUGCCAUGCAAUUCCUUAUGGGAUUGAACGAAUCCUUCAUUUCGAUUUGA
Gastrolobium bilobum is the source of this 630-nucleotide messenger RNA. RefSeq lists its product as uncharacterized. The transcript has a single exon. The record is from RefSeq and is a predicted model, not a curated record. Lineage: Eukaryota; Viridiplantae; Streptophyta; Magnoliopsida; Fabales; Fabaceae. The coding region runs from base 1 to 630 and encodes 209 amino acids.